Theobroma cacao (cacao) is the source of this 1407-nucleotide messenger RNA. RefSeq names its product DHHC-type zinc finger family protein. Gene Ontology annotation, molecular function: palmitoyltransferase activity. Lineage: Eukaryota; Viridiplantae; Streptophyta; Magnoliopsida; Malvales; Malvaceae. The record is from RefSeq and is a predicted model, not a curated record.
CAAGAAACCGGAUCCUGAAGCUGAACCUUAAUCUACGAAUUCCAACACCAAACAAUAUUCAAAUGUUUCUCUCUCUUACAAGUGAAGAAUGAAGAAGACCCUGUGAAAUUGAGUAGAAUACUAUAAUUACAACAGAAAAUUAAAAGAAAAAAAAAAUUCAUUCAACCUCCCCUUCCCUAAAGAAAGAAGCCCGAAGAACAUGGCUGACUCGGGCGAGGAACAUUUUGUAACACCAGUCAUUGAGGAUCAUCAGACUACAUGCUGGGGUUGUGGAUUGCGCCUCCUUCUUCCAACUUACGCACCUGUUUUCAAGUGUGGUUGGUGUGGAGCCAUAACAAAUCAAAAUGUAAAUAAACCUGAAACCAAAUGUCUUCGGUGGAGACGCUUGCGUGAUCGGUGCUUUGUUUGUACUCUCUUCAUGUUUAUGCUCUUUGUAAUAUGUGGGGGGGUAUGGGCAGUGUAUCCUGUUGUUUUCUCUGUCAGCUACACUUGUGGGGUUCUUCAUUCCAUCUUAACAAUGACCUUGGCUGCAACUACUAUUUCUACCUUCAGCUUAGCAGCAUUUCAAUGUGCUGGUACACCGCCAAUCAUAUUGUGGGGUAGCUAUCCUGUUGUAGGGAAAGGUGGCCUUGAAAACUAUACCUUCUGUCACUAUUGUUCAAAGCCAAAAUCACCAAGAGCGCAUCACUGCCGUUCAUGUGGAACAUGUAUAUUGGACAUGGAUCAUCACUGUCCUUUUAUAGGGAAUUGCGUUGGAGCAGCAAAUCACCGGCACUUCAUCGCCUUCCUUUUCUCAGCUGUUGUCAGUACUAUCUAUGUUUCAGUCAUGUCCGCAUAUGCGGGGUUGCAUAUCUGGCCACCAUUAAAGUACAGAUCUCCAGGCCACUUGAACGGUUUCAGCAGCGGCUUGGCAUUGAGAGCAUUGAAGGAAGUUGUUCUCGCUUUGCUGAGCUCUGCAGUGCAACUGUCUGCCCGGGGGCUUGUUCUUGUCUAUCUGUUUGUUUCGAGCGUUUCCGUGCAGAUCGGUUUAAGUGUUCUUCUAUGGCAGCAGCUUUGUUAUAUAUACGAAGGUAAAACUUACCUGAGCCAUCUAAGUUCCCGGGGAAGUGAUCCGGUUGAGGAAAAAGAUUGCCAAAAUAUUUUCCGGUUUUUCGGUUGGCCAUAUUCGAUAUUGAGAUACUUGCCUAGUGAGCGAAAUUCGCGAAAGAGACACAAGAAGUGAAAAAAGAAAAAUAUUGUUUUGAGUCAUCGUUAUCUUUAAUUAACUUAAAUCGAUGACAGUAUGUUUAAUCUCUUUCAUUUUUUUUCUCUUCUCAUUUUAUGAUGGGUUUCAAUGUUUGAUCCUCUGCCUCACUUAGAACUGAGAAUCCAUUACACUACAAGAGGAUGUCCAGGUAUUUUACACCA